CACAUACAACGUAUACGUGUCGCACGUAUACCUGUCAUGGAUUCCGAGGAUCGACCGCGGCCACCGCGGGCACGCGUGAUCGCGCGAUUCCCUGCGUGAGAGUGUCGCGCAUCGCACGCACGCACGCACGCACCCACGCACGCACGCACGUACGCACGUACGCACGCCGAGCCGACGGACGGUGUCCGAGGCGUGCACGAGGAAGCACAAUCGGACAAGACUGCCAUCUUCGUCGUCGUCGUCGUCGUCGUCGAUCAUGAGCGUCGCGGUACCGUCGCGCGGAGGAAGGUGCCGUCGUCGCCGUUGGUGAACGAGCUGCUGGGAGAGACGCCCGAGAGAGUCGCACCAACACCGCGUAUCGGGAAGCGCGGCGUGCCGAAAUGAUUACCUUCAUCGGUGACGGGCCUUCUGUUCUCAUUCGGAGCACGGAUCCCGAGGAGCAGGCGGCAGCGGACGAGUGGGAGCUUUAAGAGCCGGAGAACGUGUCGUGCUGGAGAACGACACGCUUAACGUUGUCGCCGCCGUCGUCGUCGUCGACGAGCAGACGGGAAGAGAGUGCACUCUCUCGCAUUCGGCGAGGACAGACCGGCAAGGAACUGCGCGACGAGGAUGAGACAGGUAGUCGUGCUGGAGCCAGCGGGCAGUGUCCUGGUCAUCAGACAGACCUCCCUGGGUGGCGGCGGCGUCGCCACCACCGGCAAUGUCAACUCCAGCCCAACGGGUACUAAUGAUACCCACGCCUUGGUCAAUCACGCCGCCGUCUCCACGAUCGCCUCCAAUGAUCACAAUCAAAACAGGAUAGUCGUGGUGCGCUCAUCUACUUCGUCCACCUGCAUGACGAGUUCGGCCGACAAUCACGUAUCGACCAACGGCAAUAGCAACAUCAACAUUAACACGAACAUUAAUGGGAACCCGGGAGGCAUCAGCUGCAAGCCAUCGUCGAAGGUCGGAAUUGGCGGCGGUGCCUGCAAGCCGAAUGAGAGAAACGACCACCGAAACGAGCAUAAAAACCAGGAAGGAGUCACUAAUAGCAACGAGACAAACCCUGCCGCUGGAUGUCGUCCAAGGACGAGCAAGGAAGCCGCUCAUGAGAAUGUCGUCUCCGACAGGAAGCUCGAUAACGUGGAUCCUAUCUCCCAUGGCGACCCGAUAAAGCUUCCCGAAAAUCUGGAAACGUUGCCGCGAGCUGAACACUUUCCAACUCAGAGGCAUCGAUGGAACACCAACGAGGAAAUCGCCGCCAUCCUAAUCAGUUUUCAGAGGCACGCCGAAUGGCAAAGUCGGGAGGUGAAAGUACGACCACGAAGUGGUUCAAUGUUACUGUAUUCGAGGAAGAAAGUACGCUAUCGGCGCGAUGGUUAUUGUUGGAAGAAAAGAAAAGAUGGAAAGACUACACGGGAGGAUCACAUGAAACUGAAGGUUCAGGGUGUCGAGUGCAUCUACGGCUGUUAUGUGCACUCGGCGAUCCUUCCAACGUUUCAUCGCCGAUGUUACUGGCUACUGCAGAAUCCGGACGUGGUUCUCGUCCAUUAUCUGAACGUCCCUUAUCCGGACGGUGAUGCGAAGCUGGCGGCCUUGCCACCCUGCCUCGCGCUGCCACCUGACAAGAAGGAGUGGACGCGAGACGAGCUAGCGUCGCAAUUAAGGCCCAUGUUCCUCGGUGGAGAUGACGAUCCGAACAAUCCUCAUCUCACGCAGCACUCGAACCAUCCCGUCGACAUGAUAGUCUCUCAGUUGCUUGAUAGGCAGAGGGCAUCCUCCACUUCCUCCACCAGCAGCACUCAACUCGCACCUAGGAGACUUACGCCCGACAAUCAGGUCUCUUCGACAACUCCCCGCGUAUAUUCAAGACAUUCCCAUUCUACUCAGAGCCAACAGCCGGCUCCUCUAGUUUUAAGUUUGCAACAAAUUCAAGGCGGUGGUGGUCUUCUGAUACUCAACAGUCAACCAUAUCAUCAUCAACAGCAGCAGCAGCAACAGCAGCAGCAACAGCAGCAGCAGCAGCAACAGCAACCGCAACAACAGCAACCGCAGCAACCGCAGCAGCAACCGCAGCAACAACAGCAGCAGCAAAGUCAGCAGGUGGAAAUGCAACAGGUCACAGAGCAACAAAUCGUACCGCAAACCAGCGUCGAUCGAGAACAGCAAACGCAGCAAGAAAUUGACGCACAGGAAAGUUUGGACAGAUCUGCUGUGCAGUCUCUGCCAAUGGGCGGUUCCGGUUCCGAGGUGACCGAUUUCGCGGAGACGCUGGAUCUGAGUCAGGAAGACAUUCAGAGGACACUGUCGGCCAAUAUGGUGCCUCCGUCGCCGUCGCCUUCGCCGGCGGACAACAGCAUGAUUAAUCCGAUGGACUUUAUCGACUCGUCGGACGACGUGCUGGUCAAUCUGGACGCGUUCGACGUGUUCGGCGAUUUGCCGGAGCUGCACGACUUCGAGGCCGAGCAGACGAAGCACGAGGAACAGCGAGGUGGUCCCGAGAACGACGUCGGAUGUCAUCCUGGUACAACCGUCCAUAUUGCAGAAUAUAGUCCUGAGUGGAGUUACACCGAGGGUGGUGUAAAGGUAUUAGUUGCUGGUCCGUGGACCGGCGGUAGUGGUUCUCAGUCGUAUUCGGUACUUUUCGACGCGGAACCGGUCGAGGCGUGCCUCGUGCAACCGGGUGUACUGCGUUGUCGAUGUCCCGCACACGCACCAGGAAUAGCGUCCCUCCAGGUGGCCUGUGAUGGUUUCGUCGUGUCUGAUAGCGUUGCCUUCGAAUAUCGUAGAGCGCCGACAAGCGAACCUAGCCCAGAGAAAGCUCUGCUGGACCGUCUUGCGGACGUUGAGGCCCGUCUACAGGGUCCCGGUCCGCCGUCUCCCGCGGCUCAUCUGGAAGAGCGACUGGUUGCUUAUUGCCAGGAUGCUGUUGUCCGUCCUUGGCGAGCUGGAGCGGAACCUCUUCAAUCCGGUGGGCCUACUCUUCUGCACUUGGCGGCCGGAUUGGGAUACUCCAGGUUAGCCUGUGCACUCCUUCACUGGAGAGCAGAAAAUCCUAGUAGCAUUUUAGACGCCGAGGUUGAUGCUCUUAGGCAGGACAGCGCCGGCCUUACGCCACUUGCUUGGGCUUGUGCGGCAGGGCAUGCCGACACCGCCAGGAUUCUUUACAGAUGGAAUGCUAUGGCACUACGCGUGAGGGACUGUCAGAAUAGAACGGCGACCGAGCUGGCCGCGGAGAACGGUCACACGGCGAUCGCCGAAGAACUGAAUCAGCUCGAGACCCGAAGGCAAGACGAGAGGCUUUUCUUGCGACCCGCCAGCCCUAGCCCUAGGCGGCCAUCUCAAGACAGCGGUCUCGAUCUGGCGUUGUGUGGUUCGCCGCUGCUGGACAACAUGGAAUUGUUACAAGAAGAUGAGUCGUCGUUAGGCCUCAGCGAACAGGGAAUGGAGAGCGCUCCGACCCCUCAGGAGACCGUAGGGGAAGAAGACGCGAGGGUGCUGACAUUGGCAGAGCAAAUUAUAGCAGCGCUACCGGAAAGGAUCAAGAGGGCGGAGGGUGAUUCUCCGUCUUCUUCUUCGCCACCACCACUCACGGCGCCUCUGUCACCCUUGGAAGAUGCUCUCAUGGAACAAAUGCCUCUCGACUCCGGGGAACUGUUCGACUCAUACCGUGACUGCAGCGGCGGCGCCGCUUCAGUUUCGGACGCCGAUGCCGACGCCAGUCCCUCGAGUCCUUCCAGCAGUUGCCUGACGCCAGACUCACCGUCCCCGCCGCCCACCACUGCUGAUUUCUGCGAGUUUCUGCAGCUGCAAUUGCAACUUGAUGGCAACGGUAACGCUCACAGCGGUCAGUACUACUCGAAUGGCUGCGGUGAGCGCAAAUUGAACGGCAUGAUCGGUUCCGGAGCCAUGACGGCGAUUGGUGCCGGAAACGGCGAUGGCAACGGUGAGGCGGAUCUCAGCAGAUUGACGCUAUCCGAUCGCGAACAGAGAGAGCUUUAUCAUGCCGCCAGAAUGAUCCAGAAGGCAUACAGGAAUUACAAGGGUCGCCAGAGGCAGGAGGAGGCUGAAAGGCAUGCUGCCGUUCUAAUUCAACAGUACUAUCGCCGUCAUAAACAGUACGCUUAUCACAGGCAAGCUACAAAGGCAGCGCUGGUGAUCCAGAACAACUAUCGAAAUUAUCGCUCGCGGCCGGGCUCGGCCAGCGUGAGGCAACAGGCGGUCCAUCAGCAGGCGGCUCAUCAGGCAGCGAGGAAGAUUCAACAAUUCAUGCGGCAGUCCAAGAUCAAGCUGCAGAACGCCAAGGCCGUCGCAAACGGGAACGGGAGGCUGCCAGCGGUCAUUUCACGGGCGGCUGCUGUCCCCCAAAGCUCGCCCUCAUCUAGCCCAGGGGCCAGCCUAGUAGUCGCCAGCCCGGGGGUCACCUAGUUGACAGUCAGUCCAAUGGCACGCGGAGCAGCGGCGACGAUAAUUCAGUAGCGAAAUAACACGGCCGGUGACGAGAGCCGUUGGUGAACGACGCCCCGGAACGGCCGUCGCGACGCUCUGAGGGAGUAUGCGAGGUUGUCAACGACGACUACAACUAUUACGAGAGGGUACCAGACGUACGACACGGAUGAUAUACGGUUUUGUUCUCUGCGUCUCUGAUUUGCGUACCCGAUGGUUGACCAACGUCAAAUCUUACCUAUUCAAUCUUUUUUGUCCCUCACACUAUUAUUGAGUUAACACCGCGUCUCAUUCUCGACCGCUCGUUCAUUUCGCUUGUAUCUUACGCUAUUAUCGCACUCUACGCGUCCCUGCAUCUUCUUCGAGCGAGUAUUGGAAUAGCAGUAAAUAGGCGAGCCAUAAGUGGGUUUGCUAAAAAUCUAUACGAGAUCGAUCGACUGAAAAAGCUUGUAGAAUACAGUUUCUCCUCUCGCUUAAAGUGUAAGACAUAUGUAUCGUGUUUCUUCAAAGAGUACGAGAUCCGCUUAGUCAAACAUAUAAGUUGAUUCCUUGUUAUACGUCGCGACAACAUCGAAGUUGCCGAGCCGUUCCCGUGAAAUUUUAUUAAAUCCUUGUAUGCACCGAGCUAAAUCGCACAAAAUCGUUGUCGCUUUCGUAGGUUCAAAUAGCUUGCGAAUUUGCCAUCGGCAGAUUCUACAGGAAACCGCAGAUCUUUUCAAAACGAAAUAUUUCUUCAAAGCUCUUUGUAAAUGCAGACAUGUAUUUCUCUUUUAAUGACACCAGUCGAUCGGAUUCGCCUUCUUUCCUUGAACGAGAAGCACAUAAACUGAUUAUAUAAAUUUUGAAAAUUGUAACAUGCAGCAUGAUGAAACGCAGAGUUCGUUUUUAGUAAUUUAUUUAUUAUAA
Messenger RNA from Acromyrmex echinatior (Panamanian leafcutter ant), 5331 nucleotides. It is a transcript of the gene Camta, whose product is annotated as Calmodulin-binding transcription activator. The record is from RefSeq and is a predicted model, not a curated record. Gene Ontology annotation, biological process: regulation of transcription by RNA polymerase II. Lineage: Eukaryota; Metazoa; Arthropoda; Insecta; Hymenoptera; Formicidae. Gene Ontology annotation, cellular component: nucleus. Gene Ontology annotation, molecular function: protein binding; double-stranded DNA binding; transcription coregulator activity.